This is a messenger RNA of Tachysurus vachellii, 2483 nucleotides long. RefSeq names its product solute carrier family 5 member 8, like (gene slc5a8l). Lineage: Eukaryota; Metazoa; Chordata; Actinopteri; Siluriformes; Bagridae. The coding region runs from base 367 to 2199 and encodes 610 amino acids. Gene Ontology annotation, molecular function: organic acid:sodium symporter activity. Gene Ontology annotation, biological process: sodium ion transport; propanoate transmembrane transport. The transcript has 15 exons. The record is from RefSeq and is a predicted model, not a curated record. Gene Ontology annotation, cellular component: membrane.
AGAGUCGUGUGUGACAAGGAUAUCUUUGAGACUCAGUGAUCAUUAACCCUUGUUUUUUCUGUAGUUUCUUCUGAAGGACAGCAUGCUAUCACUUAUUCUUUCCUCUACAUGAAUGAAGGGAGCAGCUUCAGAUCAAUUUACCUAAAAGGAAAGCCUAAGUGAGCUACAGUAAGAGGAAUGUUACAGAUGUCUUUUAUGAAUUUUGUGUAAAAUGUCUAUUAAAAGGUCAAUUUACAACAGACCAACAAACAGCACCUGGUAAAUCUGUAACAUAUGACACUGAGAUUGUGUAUAGGAAGCUAAAACAAGUGGAUUGAAUUUUUGUUAAGGAAGUGAACGUGUGCCUUCAUUGUGUUAUUACCAACCAUGGCUGGUGGCGGAGGUCCAACAGCUACAUUCUCAGUCUGGGACUAUGUGGUGUUUGCUGGGAUGAUCUUGGUAGCUGCUGGCGUUGGGCUCUUUCAAGCUUUCCGAGGCCGCAAAGAUAACAGCAGUGCUGAAUUCUUGCUCGGUGGCCGUCAGAUGACAGCAGUGCCAGUCGCCAUGUCCCUCACGGCUAGUUUCAUGUCUGGGAUUACAGUGAUUGGCACUCCUGCGGAAGCCUAUAGAUAUGGCACAGCAUUCUGGCUCUUUGCCUUCUCCUACACCAUCAUGUCCAGCAUCACUGCAGAGAUCUUUGUGCCUCUGUUCUAUCGCCUCGGCAUCACCAGUACAUAUGAGUACUUGGAGCUGCGCUUUAAUAAGGCUAUUCGAGUGAUUGGAACAACCAUGUACAUAAUCCAGACAGCUUUGUACACAGGCAUGGUUAUCUAUGCCCCAGCACUGGCCCUCAAUCAGAUUACUGGCCUGGACCUUUGGGGAGUGCUGGUGGCCACAGGCAUCGUCUGUAUCAUCUAUUGCACCCUGGGAGGCCUCAAGGCAGUAAUAUGGACAGAUGUGUUCCAGAUGGUCAUUAUGCUGGCUGGGUUUAUAGCAGUCAUCGCUCGUGGGGCCGUGCUUCAGGGAGGCUUGGGAAAGAUUUGGGAAGAUAACUACAAUGGAGGGCGCUUAGAUGCGUUUAGUUUUGAUCCAGAUCCCCUGAGACGCCACAGUUUUUGGUCCAUUGUUGUCGGGGGUAGUUUGAUGUGGGUGUCAAUGUAUGCCAUUAACCAGUCACAAGUGCAGCGCUAUAUCUCCUGUAAAACUUUAACCCAUGCCAAAAUGUCGUUGUAUGUAAAUAUGUUGGGGUUGUGGAUUACUGUGAGUCUGGCAAUAUUUUCUGGCCUUACCAUGUACUCUAUAUAUAAAGACUGCGAUCCUUUGACUAACAAAGAUGUUGGUUCUGCAGACCAGCUUCUUCCAUAUCUAGUAAUGGACAUUCUAGCAGAAUUUCCAGGCCUUCCUGGUUUGUUUGUAGCAGCUGCAUACAGUGGGACAUUAAGUACAGUGUCAUCCAGUAUUAAUGCUCUAGUGGCCGUCACAGUGGAAGACUUUGUGAAACCUAUUUGGCCCAAUUUGAAUGAAAAGAAGCUGUCAUGGAUUAACAUGGGCAUGAGUGUUUUAUUUGGAGUUUUGUGCAUUGCUAUGGCAGCGGUUGCCUCUUUGAUGGGAAGUAUAUUGCAGGCUGCCUUGUCUGUAUUUGGUAUGAUCAGUGGACCUCUGUUGGGGAUUUUCCUGCUGGGCAUGUUCUUCCGUUGUGCUAACUCCAUUGGUAGCCUGACUGGAUUAAUAACCGGGCUAAUUAUAACCCUGUGGGUGGGCAUUGGUGCUCAGUUGUACCCUCCUUUACCAAUUAAGACCAAACCACUUCCCCUCAGCGUGGCAGGAUGUAAUGCUGGAGACACAAACAUAACCACUACAGUGGCAGCAUGGACAAGUACAGCCCUACCAACCACAAGCAUUGUGAGACCAGCUCUCGCUGAUUCCUGGUACUCUUUGUCCUACCUGUACUUCUGCCCUGUUGCCAUGCUGGUGACUAUGAGCACUGGGCUAAUUGUCAGUGCCAUCACAGGUGGCUGUAAACAAGAGAAGAUAAACCCAGAUAUGUUUGUUAGGAAGGAAGACCUCAUCUGCUUUGGCUGCAGAAGAACAGACACUGAGAACCCUGCAACAGUCUUGGUUGAGAAGGCAGGGCCAGAGCAUCUGUAUGGCUUGGACAAUCCUCAAUUCAUUGACAUCAAUCAGAAACUAAAGGACAGUGACAAGAUAACCAAGUUCUAAACUAUUUUUCCGUCACCACAUUAGUAUGACUCUAUUCAUGAUCCUGUAAUUAACUACAGGUUGAAACACAGAAUCAACUUAACUAGUAAACUAGUUAUUUUUUUUUAAAAAGAUAAUCAAUUAAUUAAUUCCAGUUUAAACAGCUUUUGUAUUCCAUUGUUAUAGCAUGUCUACUAUUCACUGCCAUCUUUUUAAAGUUGACAUUUCAAAAGUCUAUUUAUUAUUAUUAUUAUUAUUAUUAUUAUUAUUAUUGAUUUGUCAAUUAAAAUAUGAUUAAUUAUAAA